Molecule: messenger RNA, 1458 nt
Organism: Cuscuta campestris
Lineage: Eukaryota; Viridiplantae; Streptophyta; Magnoliopsida; Solanales; Convolvulaceae
Source: the annotation of a GenBank genome assembly
CAGUAUAUUGGGUAGGCACGUGGCCUUGGGAAUAGUCAAAAACCCAAUCGCCACUAGCCGCAGAAAUCGCCCAAAUUAAAAACCCAAUCGCCACUAUUCAGAUCUCAACCGCCCACUCAAAAUUCUUCAUCGUCUUCUUCGCGAAAAAAUCUCAAGAAAUCGCAAGAACCCUAGGCCUUUCUUUCUCAAAUUUUUACCUAAAUUUCUGAGAAAAUGAAGGUUGUCGGAGCAAAUGUUCAUUUCCAGAAGUUAGAGGCCAAGUGCUCUUCAUCGACAUUCUUUCAAAGCUAUAUGGAGAUGAUAGCCGCUCAAGAACUCUCCGAAUUUCUUCAAAUGGAGAUUCGCCUCAAAUUCGAGGAAGAAGUUCUUGAAUUCUAUAGGAAUGGAGAAGUCAAAACUGCUAAAUCAAAGAAGGACCCACAGAGGACGUUUCCAGUCAUCAAAUCAACUGUGGGAGGAAUCAAAGUGAAGCUUUCGCAGAAGAAAUUGGGAGAAAAGCUUCACCUCCCCAAUUCUGGAGUUGAAGUUGGAAAACUUCCAGUCAAAAAUCUGGACUGGAAGGUCAUUGGAAUUUCUGGGCAAGUUUCUUCUGGCCCAGCGAAGAAAGCAGAUCUAAACAACGAUUACAAGUUGAUUUUAGAACUAGUCAUCGCCUGUCUCGAAUGUGGAAGUGGAGGUCACGCCGAUGACAUCACCCAGGAGAGAGCCUUCAUCAUCAACGCUCUCAUUACCAAAACUAAGGUAAACUGGGCUGCACACUUCUUCAAAUCAAUUUCAAGACAUCUGGGAAAGCACAACCAGAAUUAUCUUUGCCAAGGUCUGUAUGUUGGACACAUUUUGGAGUCUAUGGGUGCUGCUUCUAAAGAGAAGAAGUAUGAAACCAGAUAUUGGCUGUACUACCUAUCUUCCAAAGGAGAAAACAGAGCUGGCACUAGUGCCACUGCAGAAGAAAGCUCAUCAGAUAAUGUCCCACUCAUCCACAUGGCAAAAACUGCCAAAAGAAAGCAAGUGGUGUCCCACUCUCCAAGCAUUGAAGCACCACAAAACCUUGCCUUGGUAUGUUUGGAAGAAGAAGAAGAAGUCUCUGACCAUGGAGAACUUCAAAGGAAGAAGAAGAGGAAAAUCAACUCUCCAUCAACAUCUGGAAAUGUCAAUCCGGAUGAGUUGAAGGAGAAGGAAAUUGCUGAGGAAACCUCUGUUCAAAACCGGAGCCCUCAACAGUUUGAAGAAGAAACUCAUCAAGUCCCAAGCCUUCCAACCUCAUCUUCUCAGCCUCAUACAGAUGAUGCUGACAACAAAUUCUGGCAGCUCUACUAUAAUUGGAGAGCUUGGAAAGUUGGAAAUUCAGAAGAGCAACUGUUGGAUUGGGACCAACAGCUGAAGAAUGAGAAGAUUAUCAAGAAGUGCUUAGGUAUUCCAGUCAACCACAACUGUGAAGAUAUUUUGAAUGAUUACUGG